UUGAUGAACAUGUAUGUCCGGAAUCUCAGACCAGCGACUUUCAAUUUUGGAAUAAAAGUCGUGAUAAUGAUGGUGAUUUAUUGGGUGAAGUGGAUCCUGAAGAAGACGAUAAAAAUUGGACAUACCCAGAAAAGAUAAUUUAUAUGCCGACUACUUACUUUAUUAAUGAUCAUAAACAAGGAUUCUAUGAUGAUAAUAUUUCUAAAGGAUUUUAUGAUGAGAGCAUUCCUGGAUGUAUACUUGCAAAAAAUCAUAUAUUAAGAUGGUUUUUUGAGGAGGAUCGUCGAUGGGAUAUGCGUAAACAACUUUUUCCAAAUUUAACUGAUGAUUGGGUUAUCUUUGCCAAUUUUAAUCAACUAUAUAAGAUUGAUCCGGUAAUUUUUAAAUUAUGGUUACGAAUUUUGGAAAGAGUACCGAAGUCUAUCUUGUGGAUACUAAACUUUCCAGAAGAGGGUGCAAAGAAUCUUUUAGAAACUGCAAAGCAAUGGGCGGGUCCAAAUAUUGCAAGUCACAUAUAUUUCACAGACGUAGCGGAUAAGAAACAACACGUUAUGAGAGGAAGAAUAGCCGAUUUGAUUCUUGAUACGCCACAAGUGAAUGCGCACACAACAGCAUGCGAUAUUCUCUGGUCUGGAACACCGAUGAUUACACUUUCAGGACCUGAACACAAGAUGUGUUCUAGAGUGGCUUCCUCUAUAUGUAACGCGACAGGAUUUGGUGAUAAAAUGGUGGUACCUGAUUAUCAGGCGUAUGAAGACAAAGCAGUAGAAUACGCAAAUUCAGUGGUAUAUAAAUACUGGUUUGGAUGUUUAUUACCGGGAGCACAACAACGUCUUCAUCGAAAUGGUUUCGGUGAAUUGAUUGAAUUGAGAAAAAAUAUAUAUUUAAACCGAGAAAACAUUCGUCUUUUUGAUACACAGCAAGCUGUUAAAGAGCUUGAAAAGGGAUAUGUUGAUGCGUGGGUUCGUUGGGUGAAUGAUAACGAACGUAACAUUCAUAUAAAGAGAUGA
Racocetra persica is the source of this 1010-nucleotide messenger RNA. The record is from the annotation of a GenBank genome assembly. Lineage: Eukaryota; Fungi; Glomeromycota; Glomeromycetes; Diversisporales; Gigasporaceae.